Messenger RNA from Ceratosolen solmsi marchali, 1027 nucleotides. RefSeq names its product ER lumen protein-retaining receptor-like. Gene Ontology annotation, cellular component: membrane. NCBI's taxonomy places the organism in Eukaryota, Metazoa, Arthropoda, Insecta, Hymenoptera, Agaonidae. Bases 57 to 779 code for a protein of 240 amino acids. Gene Ontology annotation, biological process: protein retention in ER lumen. The transcript is spliced from 4 exons. Gene Ontology annotation, molecular function: ER lumen protein retrieval receptor activity. The record is from RefSeq and is a predicted model, not a curated record.
ACAAUUGUAUGGAUUAAACCGAAUGAAAACGUUGUGAUUGGAAGUUUCUUUUGAUCAUGACAAUUUUAAUUUUUUUUGGUAUUUGUACAUUCCUGGCAGCAAAAUCCAUAUUGUUGGCGAAGAUUCUUUGGUCACAAAAUUGCAGUGGUAUUAGUGGAAAGACGCAAGUUCUUUAUGCUAUUAUUUUUGCCGCAAGAUAUUUGGACAUAGUGAUGACCUAUUAUCGUUGUACAUUAAGUAUUUUCCUACUAAAAAUAGCUUUUAUAGUUCUUACGAAUUGUUCUGUGCUAUCAAUAUAUUUUCUAUACAAUCACACUUAUCAAAAAGAAUAUGAUAAUUUCAGAAUCGAACGAUUGAUAUUACCAUGUAUCGUUCUGUCUCUCCUCGCAAAUUACAGCUUCAAAAUCGAUGAAGUAUUUUGGACUUUUAGUAUUUACCUUGAAUCUGUUGCAAUAAUUCCUCAAAUGUACUUCAUAUCACAGUUCAAGCAAAUCGAAUCUAUCGUAUUUUAUUAUAUUUCGGCAUUGUCAAUGUAUAAGAUUUUUUACUUGAUGGAUAUUGUCUAUCGAUUUUACAUGAACGAAUAUUAUGAUAAGAUAUCCUUGGCCGGUUGUGUGGUGCAAAUCAUCUUUUACUGUGACUUUUUCGCGAACUAUGUCCCUAUGACAAAUGACACUGAAAUUGAUGAGGAGAGUGGAUUUAGUGAAGAGGACAAAGUCGAUGAUAAAUUUAAAAAGAUAGAGAAUGUAAUUGUGCAUGUGAUUGAUGAGAAAGUUUAGAUAAAAAAAAUUAGAAAAUGAUUUUAAUUCUUACGACUCUUAACAAAAUAGAUAUGACAAUUGCCGUAAUUUUAUCAUAAUAAACAAAUUGCUAUAUGAUACACGAUUGUAUGUACUGGUCUUUUUAGCUUAGUAAUUUUAGUAUGAUAGAAAUUAAAUAUUUCAUUUAGAUUUUUCACGAUCUUUUAAAGAGUAUUUCAAUAAAUAUGCAUAUAAAUUUAUAAAUUUUCUCUUUACUUUUUAAUCAU